Messenger RNA from Daucus carota subsp. sativus, 690 nucleotides. RefSeq names its product pectinesterase 2-like. The transcript has a single exon. The coding region runs from base 1 to 690 and encodes 229 amino acids. Gene Ontology annotation, molecular function: pectinesterase activity; pectinesterase inhibitor activity. Lineage: Eukaryota; Viridiplantae; Streptophyta; Magnoliopsida; Apiales; Apiaceae. The record is from RefSeq and is a predicted model, not a curated record. Gene Ontology annotation, biological process: cell wall modification.
AUGCCAGAGGUCUUGGGGAAAGGAUUUGUAGCAAAGAGCAUUACAUUCGAGAACACUGCUGGCACGGAUGCUGGACAAGCCAUAGCCUUAUAUUCGCAAGCAGACCACUCUGCUUUCUACCUCUGUGGUUUCAGAGGUUACCAAGAUACCCUCCUGGCAGGCUCGAAUCGACAAUUCUACAGAGAAUGUAAAAUAUCUGGAACAGUGGACUUCAUCUUUGGCGAUGCUUCUGUUGUUUUUCAACAAUGCAGCAUUUUGGCAAGCAAGACAGACAGAGGCCUAGUGAUCACAGCUCAAGGCCGGACAGACCCGAACAAUCCCACAGGGACCGUGAUCCAGAACUGCUCAGUCGCUGCAGGACCCGAUCUGCAACCGGGGGUUACAGCCUACUUAGGACGUCCAUGGAAAGAUUACUCAACUGUUGUCAUCAUGCAGAGCUUUCUUGACAGCAUUGUGAGCCCGGAGGGGUGGUUGGAAUUUCAAGGAACAGGUUCGACUAGAGAUGCAACUGUGUACUAUGCAGAGUUUGACAACAAUGGACCAGGCUCCGCAACUGAUGGAAGAGUUAAGUGGCCUGGGUACCAUAUUAUAACAGAUUCAUCUGAUGUUGAGCAAUAUAGUGUUGCCAACUUCAUCGAUGGCGAAUCCUGGCUACCGGACACUGGUGUACCAUUUGAUUCAGGCAUCUAA